UCCGCUGAAGCGGGAGGACGUUUGUGUGUGUGUGUGUGGUGUGUGCAGAGUGAUCCUUUCCAAUACUUGGAAGUUCGAAUAAUGUCUGCUUCAGCGGCGUGGAAGAAGAAAAGGGAACCUGCAAGAAACUCGAAGAAGAAUAAGAAGCAAGAGUACAGAAAGAAAAACAAGCCAAGCAAGGACUUCUCGCAAUCCAAGGAAAAGAAGGCUGCUCCCAUUCCAGUAUUCGGACCCCUGUUUCAACCGAUGCUCGAAGACCCUCGCUCGUUCUACUCCUCGAGGGUCGUCCCGCACUGCGACGCUCACGCGGCCCGGGCGGGCCUCAUCCAGGCAGGUCGAGCAGCGCCAGUCCCCGCUGAGCAGCGGCGCGUGCGGCGCGACGCGCUGCUGCAGCACCUCCCCCUGGACUUCAGGCGGCGCCUGGACAAGGAGCUGGCGCCCAGGAGAGCGGAAAGUGCCCACGUCAGUGCGGUGCUGGAGGAAAUGAUGGUGGUGUGUAAGGAGAUGAGGAGCACGACCGCCCAUCUCGAGAACGAGGCUGCAGUUCCUGCCGGGGCGGGUGAGGUCAACCCUGCAGGGCCAGAGAUCCUCGCGACAGAACCGAGGAUCGUUACCACAUAUCCAGAGAUCGUCCCCGCCCCUGCAGAUCCUGAGAGAGCCCGUCCAGAGCGCUGUAACGCCGCCGUCUCUGCUGAUUCCGGCGUUGCCCCAGCUCGGCCGGACAACUUCCCAGCAUGCCGAGUCCUUUUCCACGCACAGCCGGGCGAUGUCCCUGCCGAUUCUGAGAUCGUCCGCGCAGGAGCAGCAAGAAACAACGUCUCGAAAGACAUGGACAUUGUCCUUGCACACCCGGAGAUGGUCCCUGCACAGCCGGGUAGCGUCGUCUCGGCAGAACCAGGGAACAUCGCCGCAGAGGAGGAACAGCCAAAAACUAUGCCAAUGUAUGAUCCCUGGUUAGAGCACCCACAGAAAUUUUAUUCCAAGAGGGUCCUACCGUACUGCAAGGCCCACCCAGCAGUGCCAAUUUGGGCUAGGUGUUCAAAGAAGCUUGGAAAACGACAUAGGGAGGAGGUGAUCCUUCAGCACCUGCCCGCAGAGUUCCGGGAGCGCUUGGACCGUGCGCUGGAGCCCCACAAAGCAGAAAACGCCCCGCUCAUGCUUUUGCUCUGCAAGAUGGUACAGGCUCGUAAUGAGAUGAUAAAGAGCUCCGCCAAGCCUUCGACCUCGCCUUCGACCAUGACAAUGUUCGACCCUCGUCUCGAACACCCUCAGUCAUUUUAUGCACUGAGGGUCGUGCCCUACUGCAAAGCGAACCCAAGAGUCCCCCGCGGAGCGCCGUACUUCAAGCUGGAGCUGCGGAAGCAGGAACGCGACGUUCUGCUGCAGCACCUACCCGCAGACUACCGAGAGCGCCUAGAUGAGGCGCUGAAGCCAACGGACACGCAAAGUGCAUGUAUCCCACUGUUACUUCAAACGAUGAUAAAACUUUACGAGGCAAAACCCACCGUGCGCGCUGAACAGAGGGUCGCAUCUGCUGAGGCGGGUAGCGUUCUCGUUGUGCCUACAGAGCAGAGAGUUGUACCGACUGAGACUGAGGCGUCUAACGCUCUCCUCACGCCUACAGGGCGGGAAGUUGUGUCUGCUGAGGCGGGUAACGCCCUUCUCGUGCCUACACAGACGGAGGUUGUGCCGACCGAAGAGUCAAACGUUUUCGUCGUGUCUAGAGAGCAGGCAGUUCUACCUGAUGAGGCGGGUAACGCCCUUCCCUUGCCUGCACAGGUUUUACAGACUGAGCAGUUUGGCGUCUCUACAGGGCUGGGUAGUGACGUCUCUGGCAGUUCAGAGAGGGAUACGGUUCUGCCGGCAGAGCCGGAUGGCUUUGUUUCGCCAGAUCAAGAGGUCCCCCAGGUGUUCCAGAGAGACACUGUGCAGCACAAACCCUGGCACAUCAUCUUUCAAGAGCUUCGUGGUGAGAGAGAACCUGAGUGGCAACCGUUGUCUCCACCGCAAAAGAGACCGCGUAUGGAACCAGAGCAAACUUUCUGGUUCCAUCCGAGUGAUGACGCGUUUUGGACCGAUUGUGCAUUUUGCAACACGCCCGCACCUUUAGACCGGGGUUUUUGCCCCAGUUGCAAAAUACCUUAUGUUAUCAAAUGUCCAUCUAAACGCCUGUAUUUUUAAACUUGACAAUAAUUGAUGAAUUGUUAUUCAAUGAUUUGCUGCACACUAUUGAUGAUGUAUAUUGUACAUUGGAUUUUAUUUAUGAAUUUUUAUUAGUAACUUAUUUCUUUUAACGUAAAAUCGCAUUGCUUAGUACCUGAUUUUUUAGACAUUGGGUAUUUACCCCGGUUGCAAAAUAUCCUAUAUGAUACCAAAUGCCCACCUCAAGUCAUGUAUUUUAAGAGGCUCUACUAUAGAGAUUUAAUUUAUGUUUUUUUAAAUUUUAUUUAAUGAUUUUCUCCAACGCCAUUGAUGCACAUUGAUUGUAUUUAAUACUUGUUAUGUGACUUAUUUCUUUUGAAAUAAAAAACACGUUGUUUUCA
This is a messenger RNA of Frankliniella occidentalis (western flower thrips), 2543 nucleotides long. RefSeq lists its product as uncharacterized. The coding region runs from base 82 to 2181 and encodes 699 amino acids. The record is from RefSeq and is a predicted model, not a curated record. NCBI's taxonomy places the organism in Eukaryota, Metazoa, Arthropoda, Insecta, Thysanoptera, Thripidae. The transcript is spliced from 3 exons.